CCUCCCGCGGGUCCCUGGCGCGCCGGGCCGGGGCGGCUGCGCGCACGGCGCCGCUCCACCAACCCGCUCCCCGCAGGUCCCUCUCUCGCUCUCCAUCCCUCGCCGGCGCUCGCUCCCCCCCCCCCCCCCCCGCCCUUUGAUUGACAGGCAAGAUGUCGGUGUGGAGCGAGGCAGGAGCGAAUGCAGCAGCCGUCACCCCCGGAGCCCGGCGGCGGCAGCAGCAGCAGCAGCAGCAGCAGCGCGAGGAGGAGACAGCAGCCAGCCGCAGUCGCCGCCGCAGCCGCGGGAGCAAUGCAGACAGCAUCUUGAGGACGCGCUAAAGCACCCCAAACGGUGGACAAUGCCGUGUCACUGCAACUGGGAGGGGGGCAAAGCAGAUUUUUUUUGACAUAAAAGCCAGCCAGCCAAAAAUAUAUAAAUUUGCCCUUCACGGAGCCGGUGUGUAAAGAGUGAGCGCUGUUUUCCUUCGCCUCCUCCUCUCCUCCUCCUCUCCUCCCCCCCUUCUCCUCUUUUUCCUCCUCCUCCUCCUCCUUCUCCUCCUCCUCCUCCUCCUCCUCCUCCUCCUCCUCCUCCCCCUCCUCCCUAAGUGUACAGACAGCAUCACAUCACCUGGUUUGCUUCUGAGAAACAGCAUCUCUCCUUUUCAGGGACCAGAGACUCAGAGAGAGGAGACAUUCUAAUGGAGUCUGCUUGAUACCCCAAAAUAAAAUAAUAAAUUUUGGCUCUUGUCCCCUCCUCCCACCCCACCCCCUCAGCCCUGUGUGAGAUGUUGGGUUUCUUCUUCAUGAGACAUUGUUGAGAAGUCGCAGUGGUUGGAGAGCGUAGGGGGUAGACUACCUCUACUCCCCCCCCCCCCUCUUUUUUCUCUCUGGGAGGAGGAGGAGGGGAAGGGGGCUUGCCGAGCAAGCGAUGGAUGAGGAAAACAUGACGAAAAGCGAGGAGCAGCAGCCUCUGAGUUUGCAAAAAGCCUUACAGCAGUGCGAGUUGGUCCAAAACAUGAUAGACCUGAGCAUCUCCAACCUGGAAGGGCUUAGGACCAAAUGUGCCACCUCCAACGACCUCACACAAAAAGAGAUCCGGACCCUGGAGAGCAAGCUGGUGAAAUACUUCAGCCGACAGCUGUCCUGCAAGAAGAAGGUGGCCCUGCAGGAACGCAACGCCGAGCUGGACGGCUUCCCCCAGCUCCGGCACUGGUUCCGGAUCGUCGAUGUGCGCAAGGAAGUCCUAGAGGAAAUCACCCCUGGCCAGCUGAGUCUGGAGGACCUCUUGGAGAUGACAGAUGAGCAGGUGUGUGAGACCGUGGAGAAAUAUGGAGCCAACCGGGAGGAGUGUGCCCGCCUCAAUGCCUCCCUCUCCUGCCUCCGCAACGUCCACAUGUCAGGAGGCAACCUUUCCAAACAAGACUGGACAAUCCAGUGGCCCACCACGGAGACGGGGAAGGAGAACAACCCCGUGUGCCCCCCGGAGCCCACGCCGUGGAUCCGCACCCACCUCUCCCAGAGCCCCAGGGUCCAGACCAAGUGCGUCCAGCACUACUGUCACGCCAGCCCCUCGCCCGGGGCCCCCGUGUACACCCAUGUGGACAGGCUUACCGUGGACCCCUACCCGGGCCUGUGCCCGCCACCGCCGCUGGAGUCAGGCCACCGUUCCCUGCCCCCGUCGCCCCGGCAGCGGCACGCGGUCCGCACCCCGCCGCGCACCCCUAAUAUCGUCACCACCGUGACCCCUCCCGGCACACCACCCAUGAGGAGGAAGAACAAGCUGAAGCCCCCAGGGACCCCGCCGCCCUCCUCCCGGAAACUGAUCCACUUGAUUCCAGGUUUCACCGCCCUGCAUCGGAGCAAGUCCCACGAAUUCCAGCUGGGUCACCGUGUAGACGAGGCCCACACGCCCAAAGCCAAGAAGAAAAGCAAGCCCUUGAACCUCAAGAUUCACAGCAGCGUGGGCAGCUGCGAGAACAUUCCAUCUCAGCAGCGCUCGCCGCUCCUGUCGGAGCGCUCUCUCCGCUCUUUCUUUGUGGGACAUGCACCUUUCCUGCCCUCCACCCCUCCUGUCCACACCGAGGCCAACUUCUCUGCAAACACACUGUCCGUGCCGCGCUGGUCCCCGCAGAUCCCUCGUAGAGACCUCGGCAACUCCAUUAAGCACAGGUUUUCCACCAAGUACUGGAUGUCUCAGACGUGCACAGUCUGUGGAAAAGGAAUGCUUUUUGGCCUCAAGUGUAAAAAUUGCAAGUUAAAGUGCCACAACAAAUGCACCAAAGAAGCCCCACCCUGUCAUCUCCUGAUCAUCCACAGAGGAGAUCCAGCAAGGUUGGUCCGGACAGAGUCCGUCCCGUGUGACAUCAACAACCCUCUACGAAAGCCACCCCGGUAUUCGGACCUGCACAUCAGCCAGACGCUCCCCAAAACCAACAAGAUCAGCAAGGACCACAUCCCUGUCCCUUACCAGCCGGACUCGAGCAGCAACCCCUCAUCCACGACGUCCUCCACGCCCUCCUCGCCAGCACCCCCCCUCCCUCCCAGUGCCACGCCGCCUUCUCCCCUGCACCCUUCCCCACAGUGCACGAGGCAGAAGAACUUCAACCUGCCAGCGUCCCACUACUACAAGUACAAACAGCAGUUCAUCUUCCCAGAUGUAGUGCCAGUGCCAGAGACGCCGACCCGGGCGCCCCAGGUCAUCCUGCAUCCGGUGACCUCGAAUCCAAUCUUGGAAGGAAAUCCAUUACUUCAAAUUGAACUGGAGCCAACCUCAGAGAAUGAAGAGGGCCACGACGAGGCCGAGGAGUCGGAGGACGAUUUUGAGGAGAUGAACCUGUCUCUGCUCUCAGCCCGGAGCUUCCCACGCAAGGCCAGCCAGACCAGCAUCUUCCUGCAGGAGUGGGACAUCCCUUUUGAGCAGCUGGAGAUUGGCGAGCUCAUUGGAAAGGGCCGCUUCGGGCAGGUGUAUCACGGCCGCUGGCAUGGCGAGGUGGCCAUCCGGCUGAUCGACAUCGAGAGGGAUAAUGAGGAACAGCUCAAGGCCUUCAAGCGGGAGGUGAUGGCCUACAGGCAGACGCGGCAUGAGAACGUGGUACUCUUCAUGGGUGCCUGCAUGAGCCCGCCCCACCUGGCCAUCAUCACCAGCCUGUGUAAGGGACGGACUCUCUACUCUGUGGUGAGGGACGCCAAAAUCGUCUUGGAUGUCAACAAAACGAGGCAGAUUGCCCAAGAAAUUGUGAAGGGCAUGGGCUACCUGCACGCAAAGGGGAUCCUUCACAAGGACCUCAAGUCAAAGAAUGUCUUCUACGACAACGGGAAAGUGGUGAUCACAGACUUCGGGCUCUUCAGCAUUUCCGGGGUGCUGCAGGCCGGCAGGCGAGAGGAUAAACUCCGCAUCCAGAAUGGCUGGCUGUGCCACCUAGCACCAGAGAUCAUCCGCCAGCUGUCCCCCGACACAGAGGAGGACAAGCUCCCCUUCUCCAAGCACUCAGAUGUCUUUGCACUCGGCACAAUUUGGUAUGAACUCCAUGCCAGGGAGUGGCCUUUCAAGACCCAACCAGCAGAGGCAAUCAUCUGGCAAAUGGGCACCGGCAUGAAACCCAACCUCAGCCAGAUCGGCAUGGGAAAAGAAAUCUCGGACAUUCUUCUCUUUUGCUGGGCCUUUGAACAAGAAGAAAGACCCACCUUCACUAAGCUCAUGGACAUGCUGGAGAAACUGCCAAAGCGAAACCGCCGCCUGUCUCACCCCGGACAUUUCUGGAAGUCUGCAGAGCUGUGACCGUUGGACAAAGGGACAGCACUCAGCUGCCUCAGCCCCCGAGCCACCUCUCCUUCCCCGCUCUGCCCUCUGCCAGCUCAGGAGGCCAGAGGCUCACCAUCAGAGGGUACCGACCCCGGCCGGCCUGGGAGCACUGCACGACCGAGGUCGGCAGCUUCCCCACUCCCCAGACCCGUGCCCUUUUGCCCGGGCAGGGUUGGGGACCCCUGAGCUAGGACUUACCAGGACCAGCCAGGGAGACGUGGAAUUGAUCCGUGAGGCCCCGGGGGCCACGUGGAGAAGAGAACUGGAGGCUGAAUGCAGAGCGCCCCUGGGCCACGGAGACGAGGCAUGAGGCCUACGCGGGCAGGCUCGCAGGACCGGUCUGUGUGUACAUGUGCGUCCCCGUGCACGAUGCCGUUCGCUCUAGAUCCCCUGUGACAAGCGAGAGCCAGGCCGCCCCGGCUCUGGAGCGCCCCUCUGCUGACUUGGUCCCUGGGUGGUGGGUUCCAGCUGUGCUGUCUGGAAAGAUGGGGUGGGGUGGGGAGCUAAGCACCAGCUUCGUGGAGGCCUUGGGGCCCAGACCUGGGCAGGGGGGCUAAACUGCUCCUGUGUAAACAUCUGUUCCCCCAGGCCUGUCAUGGGUUUCGGCCUCUUUGCAUAUGGCUCCGAAGUACACAGAACAGUCUUGUAUGUCUUUUGAGCUCUGGGUCUCUCUGGGGUGUGGUUCCCAUUUCUGCCGCCUUCGCCUGUUCUGGGAGAGCACCAUCCCUUUUGGCCUCCUUGCCCCCAUGCUUCCCCCUGCCAUUUGAAAAGCACAGUGGCUUCCUGGCCGAGAUGACUUCUGGGGACUCCUUGCAGCUUGCCUUCGCCCACGACACCCCCCCGAAGCCUGGGCCCUGAGAACUGGGGGUCUGGGGAGGAAGUUCUAGGACAUUCCUUCUCCCUCCUCCUGUUCUGGCAUCUACACCAGCUAAGUUUGUCCACCACGGCGAUGGACGUGGGUCCCUAAUAUAUGUAUGUUGGAUUUCACGGCACAUGCAUGGCAUCCUGUUUGCAAAGGAUCCCCCCUUUUCACCCUUAAUAAGUCCUGUUGGGGAGGCGGGGAAGGAGGCCGUAGACGUUCAUUCUCAGCUCCAGCCUGGUGUGGAGCCCUGAGUGGUUUCCCCAUGAGAGGUCUGCCUGUGCUCUCUCAGGGCCCAUGCCUUCUAUCCCUCCCUCCCUCUUGCUCCCUCCUGGGCUGGUGGCUUUUCCCAGCCACUCGGGACCACGUAUUCUAUAGGAAGGAUCCAGGAAGCAGGUCGGGCGUGCAGAGUCCUGCGGGGGGCCUCGGUCCUAUGUUCUUACGUUCCAUCCCUUACGAGGGUAUGUCUCCUGUUCCCAAAGCCCCUCUGACCUGGCACCGAAAGGACAUCUGUCCCCCAGCAGGGCAGUGGCAGGGCAGCUGGCCAGCAGGCAGGAUACCCAGGGUCAGCCCAUAGCCUCUCCACACUCCCCGGGCACUUCCCAGGCUUGGUUUUCCUCUGGUCACUACCUUAUCCCGAUGGCCCCCUCUCAGAGAGGGGACCAAAGACUUCAAAAACCUUGCCUGAGUAUAGAUUCAGCAUCCCACCUGAUGAAAGGGGUAUGUGGGGGUCUUCCCCACCUUGGGUGAUUUCCAGACUGGUUCAUGCUUGAGGGGCCAAGCCUGCUUCCAAACUGGGAAAAACGAUGAGCUAGCCAUGCUUCCCGAGACCCUGGCCAAGGGGAAAACCCUGAGCCUCCCAGGGGGCCUUCCUGAAUGGACUCCCACCUGCAAAAGACCGGAGACUAAAGGCCCCCGUGUGGGCUGUUCCUAAGCGGAUGGUCCUCUUGUUGGGGCUUCUGUAUGUAACUCUGUGGCUCUUGGCUCAACAUUUGUGUUUCUUAGGGUCGUUUUAUACACACUGGCACAAAUCCCAGCAAGCCACUCGGCAGACCAACCCCAGACAUGGGUGUGAACCUGCCUGGGCUCUGCCCAGCGGCCCCUCCAAGGCCUGAAGUCCAACCCUGGCUUCUGUUUAAUCCAACCAGGACUUUGGGGUCUGUGCACCCCAGUCUUUGUCAUGGACCUGAGCGCAGGAAAGGAAAUGAGGAAGGGAGGAAGCGGGCAGGACGCAUCUACCCCGAAGCCAAAAUGCUCACCAGGACAGCAACUGGCUCCUUCUUUCUGCUCUCAUUUCCAGAAUUCAUUAACAUGGUCACCCAGAGCCUUUGGCAAGACCCUGCAGGGUCUCCAAAGACUGCUCUUUCCAUCUGUUCAUGACCCCAGCUUAAGAUUGAGGACAAGGUGUGAGGAAUCCAGGCAGAGACCCCAGCCUUCCUGGUUCCCUAGGACCUUCUCUGCUUAGCAAAACAGGGUUCCCUGGGCCUGUCCCAGGCCCCAAGUCACCUGAUCUUGAUUUCUCCCUCUUCUCCCACAGUCUUACCUUGCCCCCACCUUCCUCAGUCUCCACAGCAGCCAGGCUGCCCCAGGUUUCCAGCCCCUCCCUGCCGCCCCCCACCCCUCCUCCUGGCGACCACCUUGAAUUGUUUAGAGGGCAGUUUUAAUUUGCAGACAUUUCAAUUCAGUGGGAACCAAACCUCUGCUUUCCGUGCUGGCCUCAAUCUUAUUCAUGAGUCAAGUAUUGGGAGGAGGUCAUAUUCAUUCAUCUUUUGUGAGGAAAGAAAAAGGGAGGUCUGUGUAUUUUUACAUCGUAAUUGCUUGACUCGUGCUGUAGAAUCUACACAACCAAGAGUUGUGUGUGUGCACCUGUGCUGGUCACAGCUGUGUGCAGGUGCCCCAUGCCCAGCCGUGAGCUGUUUAUCUCUGUGCCCUGAUUUGAGCAAACCCUGGUACCCACCAGCUUCCCAAGUACAUCGGUCCACAGGGUGAAGAUUCACAGGGAAGCCUUGACUUUGCCUUCUUUGAAGGGCUUGUGGAUUUGCACACUAAAUUCCAUCCAACUCCCCGGGCCAUGUGUAUUUCCUAAAAUGGGGACUCCUUUCCGGGGGAACCCCCUUGGCCAUAUGUGGGGAUAUCCCCAUGUCACCUUCCACAGCAUGAACUUGAAGACUCGAAGUCUUUACUUAAUUCUGUUUUGCCCUGGUUUUCCUUUUGCUGGUCAAAGAGAAAAAAAAUCCCAUCUUGCCACAAACCAUCCCCCUCUUUCUGGAUUCUUGAUCCAUAGAAACCUUGGACUGAUCUCUGAUGACUAGACUCUUGUAUCUAGGAUACCUGGUUCUGCCUCUUUCCCACCCCACCCCCUCAAAACCAGACUUUAUCACCUCCCACGAUUAUUGUCCCCCCCACCGCCAGUGGCUGAUCAUCUCAGGAACGUGAACAAGGUGGCAUAUGCUCGGCCCAGGCCCAAUCCCUAUCUUGAGAAAUCUAGAACCAGGGUUGGCAAAUUAUGGCCCUGGGCCAACCCACCAAAUAGUUUUCACCUUCUCUAAUUGGGGAAAAACCAGAAGAAGAUUUCAUGAUACGUCAAAACCCCAUAGAAUGCAAAUGUCAAUGACAGUCAACAAAAUUGUAUUGGCACGGGGCCACAGCCAUUCAUUUACAUGUGAACCACGGUUUCUUCUGUGCUACAGCGCCACAGUUGACUACUGGUAACGGACGCAGUGUGGCCCAUAAAGCUGAAGAUAUUUAUAACCUUGACCUUUACAGAAGACUUUUGCCAACCUCUGCCCUAGGGGACUGUCUUCCCGAAGAAGCAGCCCACUUGCAUAUGGCGCCCAAGAGAAGAACAGGAACCAGGCUGGGAGUUACAGGGGCAGAGAACCUGUUCCAGUGAGGGAAGAACUUUCUAACAGCUUGCCCCAAGAUGUAGUGGGCCGCCUGGGGAGGUAGAAAGCUCCCUGUCCCUGGAGAGGGAUGCGCAGACAUUGAGACCACUUGGUAUACACGAUAAAGAGGGAAUUCAGGCUUUGGGGGAUAGAGGGACAGGUUCUAAGACUGUAUUGGGCCCAGCCUGCCAUAACAAAAUAUCUUAGAUGGGUGACUUCGACAACAGAAAGUUCUUUCUCGCAGUUCUGGGGGCUGGAAGUCCAAGACCAAGGUAUCAGCAGGAAUGGUUUCUCCUAAGACCACCCUCCUUGGCUUUCAGCCUCUAGCUGUGUGCUCACGUGGCCUUUUCUCUGAGCAUGCACAUCCCCAGUGUCUCUCUCUUCUAGGACACCGGUCUGAUUGGGUGGGAGCCCAUCCUUACGACUUUUUCAUCUUAAUCACCUCUGUAAAGGCCGGAUCUCCACCUUGGUGGUUAGGGCUUCGACAUACGAAUUCAGGAACAUACGGUGAGGUGUGUGCUACGGUGGGGGGAGCGGUUCAGUCCCUAACAAAGACCCUUGAUAUUGCCAAGACCGUGAUGGUAGGGACCUUCUGGGCAAUGCUCCUAUUCCUGGCUCUCAUUCCCAUGCUGUUCUCAACCUGGAGUCCCCAGAUUUGCCCUCCCUGUCCUCACCCCCUGCCAGCCUUCACCCAGCUGCCCCCCAAGGACUGGUCUCGUUCCAAAUAUUCCACCACCCAGGCCCCUCCUGACCGGGGCCGCCAUAACAAAGCCCACACACCAGGCAGCUUAAAAUGACUGUCAUGGAUUCUCUCACGGCUCUGGAGGCUGGAACCCUAAAAUCGAGGUGUCGGCAGGACCGCGCUCUGAUCCCCCCGCCCUGCAAGGGUGUCCCUUCCUGCCCGCCUCUUGUUAACUUCCGGUGGUUUGCCGGUCGCCUUUAGCAUUCCUUGGCCCGCAGCUGGAUCCCUCCAUCGUCUGACUCCACCAUCACAUGGCCUUGCUGCGCAUCUGUCUCGCGUGGCUGUGUCGUAGAAGGACACCAUCCCGCUCAAGUUUGACCUCACCUUAAGUCAUGAUACCCUCAACCACCCUGUUUCCAAGGAAGCUCACAUUCUGAGGUAACCAGGGCCUAGGACCUCAGCAUAUCUUUUUUUUUUUUUUUUUUUUUUGGUGGCAGGGACACGAUUCAACCCUAACACCCUCUAAGGAGCUUUCUCCCAUGCCUUGACUGGUCACCUUGGUCCCUCCAUAGCAGACCCCCUAAGACAAAGGUCCCAGAAUCCCUGGGCCAUGAGGGUCAGGACACCGAGGUGGCUCUUCUCAAACCCGACACCUUCCUCCCUGGGUCCUGUAGUCCCGGACUUCGUCUCCACAGGUGAGGCCGGGCAGCGUGUCUGUUGUGGGGUGGUCACUUGACCACCGAAUGCACUCGUUUCAGCCCAGUCUGAAGGGGUUGUCGGCACGACAACCCCUUUAGUGGAUGCUCUUGCCCAGUGGCAAAGGAACAGACUGUGGCGAGCUGUGCACCGGCUGCGACCUUUUUGGCCAUGCCUGUGAAGGGCGGAUGUUUCGAGCAGGCUCGGCGGAUGUGCCCCCUGGGCCCCGGUCGCCCCUAACCCCCCCACUGCGGCCUGCCCCUACGCGCACCCGCGAGGGAGUAGUCCUGACCUCGGAGGGAAAGGAGAGGCAAAUGCAGUCUGGGCUUCAGAACAUGGGGACCCGGGGGCUUGAAGAUUCUCGUUCUUCCUGACUCUCCCCACGUCGUGCCAGCUGGACCAUGAGCCUCUCCAGUCACUGCUCCUGACGACCAACCCGAAUGACUGGCUUCUGUCUUGAGGUCCUACCAGCCACGCCAUUCUCUAAUGAGGCAGAGCGUCAGUGGGAGGCCUUCACCCUGAGCGCCUCGACUCGCCUAUGUGCUAGCACCUGGCCUACUGCCUGGCGCAUAGUAGACGCUACGGGAUGCAGAGAGGGAGAGUUGCUGGGUGAGAGCGAGGCACGGGCACAAGGGGCCAGAUGCCCUUCCUUGCAGGGAAGGCAGAGCGGAUCCACAGACAGGGCCCGGCGCCAAUGGGAUUCCCACAGCCAGGCCCGUGCUGUGGAUCCCACAUCAUCCCAAGUGGAUCUGCCAGGUUCAAUGCACUUGACUCCUAGAGACCCAUUGGUCGGGUGUCCCGGGGCAUCUGGGCCCUGAGAGGCAAGAGUGGUGAUCCGUCUCUUGGAGCCUCAGUUCACUGAGCACUUACUGUGUCCCAGGCCACCUGAAUCCCCAAGACGGGACAGUCCUGGGAGCGAGGUACCAUUACCCACAUUCUGCAGGUGAAGAAACUGUGGGAAAUAGAUGGAAGCCAGCCUAUUAAGUGGUAGAGCCAACAUGUUAAACAGGAGUCUUUGGACUGAUGCACGCCCAGCCUAACCCCCAUCACCAUUGUGAGUGGCUUAUGCCCAGCUGCCCAUCGGGAUAUUACUGUACCAACCUCUGACGUCAUGUGCAGCUUGUAACCAGGAGAGAGGGAGGGAAAACGGGAAGCGAUUGAAGGAAGGUACGGGAGAGGGUGGGGACCCUCGGGGGAGUUUGCACAGAAGCUCUCACUUGUGCUCCUAGAAUGACAGGCUGCCAGCGGCUGGGUCCCUGGGUCCCUGGGUUCCUGGGUCCCUCCAGCUUCCCUGCUGCGAGCAGCCUAUGCCAUCAGCCCGGCCCUCUGCCUCUCUUAUACUGGACAGUUUUGUGAUCCCCUGUCCCAAGAAACUCACCAGUGAGUGCCCCUCCCUCUCAGGGGUGGGAAAAGGUUCUCUUCCUGCUCCUUGGGAUCACACAGUCCCUUUCCUUAAUACCAAGAAUACAAAGGAUUCAUCUCUGUGGGGCUGAGAUGGCUGCUGUCCCACUGAGGACUGAGCUGGAGGAAAUGGGUUCUACCCGAAGUUUGCCUCAUCUAGGUUAUGGCCUAGCUUACCAAACAUGUUCCAUAGACCUUUGAUUUCACAGCAAACUAGAUGGAAAUAAUGCUGCAUUAUCAGAAGGGUCCCGGGACAAAUUCGCAUUGGAAAUGCUUGCGUAAAACAAGAUCAAAUUUAUUUCUUGGUUGCAGGACUUACCAGAGCAUUUAACCACACUACUGUAUGCUUGAAAUCUUUAAAAGGCUGACAGCAGGCUGCUCUUCCCAAGCUCUCCCAGACUGGUUUCUGAAUCCAACAGGACUAACCUCUGUGAAUUUGCCUUGAUUACUUGCAUGGCACUUUGAGGGCGAAGGCCAGUGUGCUGGCCCACAGAAAAGAGCAUCAGGAUUUACCAAGCACCUGUCUUAAGAGUUGGCCUCCCCAGGGGCUGGUACUGUGAAUGAUGAACCUGGAAGGUGAAUGAGAUGUAUCUGGGCAGAGAGACGAGGCUGGGGAUGGCCACUGGCCACCAGAUGUUCCUGUGUUUCCCUUCAAUGCUGGUGGGAAACGCUGAGUCCCAGAAAACUUUGCCCCUGUCACCUCACAUGCUCUGCCCAGGCCUGCUGAGGGCAGACUUCCGUUCCAUGCAUGUGGAUGGCGGUUUCAUGCACAAGGAUGCACGGAGUAGAAAACUCUAGCUGAUUGUGUCUUUCACUGGAGGGGGCCGAAUUUGCUGUGUGCUGGGGACUGUCCCAACAUACCGUGGCUCGGAAACCAAUGUGGAAAUACUAGAGGAUGUCCUGCCCUCAGCGAGGGGAGGAGGAGUGUCAGCUGGGUCUUCAGCAGAAUUUUUAUCUUCAACUAGGUUAUUGGGAUGAAUGUCUAGAACGAUCUAGAAGGGUGAUCUAGCCCAAGGAGGGCAAACAUGUGCCAUUCCUGCCACCGCUGCUCCCUCCUAUACCCUUGGCAGACAUUACUAAUCAAUCACGGCAUGCCUUUCUGCUGAGCACAGAUACAGCCUUAGAGCAUCAGAGUAACCAUCCCUGAUCUCCUGCCACCUCUCCUUUCGGAGACAGAGCUCAGGCCCCGGGAGGAAGGUAAAGCCUCCCAGCCUUGGUCCUUUCUUAGAGGCAGAGGUGGGUUUAGUACCGAGGCCUUGGAAGCUUCCAGAAGGCCAAUCAUUUGAAGUUUUGGCUGUAGCUGGUGACAGUCUAUAAGGCCCUUGCGGACGUUCAUUUUCGGUCAGGAAAUUUAGGAAAUGCAGAAAGAAAGAUUCUGUCAUUAAGACCCUGUAGUAUGAUCCUAUGGGGUGACCUGCCUGCUUGCGGAGAAAUCAUUUACCUUCCAGGGAACUGCUUCUCCUCAAGGCCUGAAUGUUACCACCUACCACAUAACAGCUGGGCUGGAAGGCCCGGGGACCUUAAGGAAAUAUGGUGUGUGUGUGUGUGUGUGUGUGUGUGUAUGGUGCUAGGCAGGGGAGCAGGAAGUGCUGUGCUUGGAGCGGUUUGUCAAAGUUCCUGUGGUUCCAUACAGACAUCUCUGAAGUUAAGAGAUGUUGCAUAUAGAGGGGAGGAGGAGGAACCGACUCCAGUUGCUUUUGGUUUCUUCCCUGCAAGGAAGGCUCAAAAUCAAAUUGUCACCCCAGUGAAAUUCCCUGAGGCCCUAGUGGACCACCAGCUCUACUCCUGAGCUCCUGAAACGGCUGCGAUGGCUCGGUGGCUUGAGAGUGCUUUCCGCCCGCUCCCUCUUCAUUUCCUUCCUCCUCUUAUCCUCCACCACCACCACCCCCUGCUUGAUAGCAUCUCCCCCCGGACCGUGAGCCGAGGAGAAAGUUACACAAUAGUAGAGACGAGAAAAUAGCUGCCAUGUAUUUAGCUUAAAUUAGCUCAGAAGAAAGGCUCCCUCCCUCCAUUGAGCGGGCAGCAAUUGUUUAUGCCAACGUGCUAUUUGCAUCGUGCCUUCUUAGAUUUGAAAGUCUAAUGAUCAAAAACAAAUCUUAGUUUUUCUUUUCUCGACACUUAAAAAAAAAAAAAAAAAAACAAAAAACAACCCACCA
Messenger RNA from Leopardus geoffroyi (Geoffroy's cat), 12462 nucleotides. It is a transcript of the gene KSR2, whose product is annotated as kinase suppressor of ras 2. The coding region runs from base 910 to 3759 and encodes 949 amino acids. The record is from RefSeq and is a predicted model, not a curated record. The transcript has 20 exons. NCBI's taxonomy places the organism in Eukaryota, Metazoa, Chordata, Mammalia, Carnivora, Felidae. Gene Ontology annotation, biological process: protein phosphorylation. Gene Ontology annotation, molecular function: ATP binding; protein kinase activity.